CUUCGAUUGACUCCAAAACUACCAUCUGAUUUUCAGUGUGUCAACAGGGGCAAAAAUUAGAACCUUCGUUUGGUGUUUUGGUGUUGACUGGCUCAACCGAAUAACUAUUUCAGAAACAAUGAAAACAUUCCAGUGAAUGCAGCUAUCGCAGGCCAGUGAUCGAAAGUCGCCCGUUUCGUUUUCCAUUGAAGACGCUAAUCACCUAUAAAACGGCCAUGGAUAAAAUGUCCAAGAUGACGGUGGUGUUGUUUGCUGUUCUGCUGACGACCGCAUCGCUAGCCCUCGGAAAGGAGACGACCUACAAAACGGACGAUGUGUCCGUGUCGGAGCUCUUCUCGUUGCGUAUCGAGCCGCGUAUGUUCAAUUGGACUUACGAGGGGCUGAGCGAGCAGUUUCUGUACCGUUCUUCGCUAGAAGGCUAUCCGGAUCUGCCGUCCUGGAUUCGAUACAUGUACAGCCCCGAGUACCAUUCCGGCUUUCUGUACGGUACACCACCGCUUCGGACGGCCGAUACGCGGGUGCCGAUCGAAAUCAUUGCCCUGAACCGGCUGACGUACGAGACGAAGCGGCUCAUACUGAUGCUUGCCAUCCACCGGAAGCAACCAGCCAAGCACGUAAUCCAGAUGAAGAUUGACAACCUGAACUGGGUGCACAUGAUGGAUCCGGGGCGCAUCGAGAACCUGAAGAACAUCUUCCGCAACGAUCUGUGGCCGGAGAGUCGGCCCGAUUUGCACGUCAUUUUUAUGGAUUCUGCCGUGAAGCUGGGUGCACGGUUACCGUUGCGUCCGCAGCAAAGGGAAGGGGUGGUAGUACACCUUGGCAGCAGUGCCGAGUUCUCGAAACGCAUGCUGGAACUGCAGGAAGAAGUGAAACCCCUGUACAAGAUAUCGUCCUGCACGUACAAACGAACCUCCGUGCAGACGACGUUCGAAAACUCGGGAUUCAAGCUAGACUGGUGUGCUUUCCGGAUGGUUGCCACGGAAGAUGAUAUAAAAGCGCUUCCGCAUCAUCCCAACGAAAGCCAUAAGCAUGGUGCAAGUCGGAAGGAACAUCAGCAUUUUCAACUGCCACACAGCUUCCCGGACAAGUGGGAUGCACCGCUCAAGUCCGAGGUGCCGGAGCGUAACUAUAGCGACGAGAUUGCCAUAUCAUUUGCCAUUCCGGGCAUGAUAUUUGCUCUGCUGCUGUGCGGUCUCACCAUUAUCCUUUGCUUCCAGCACGAAAAACUGCAUGACGACGAUUCAGAGUAUUAUUUCAAUUAUGUUUUCUACAUUUGCACUGAUUUUCUUAGGAUGCAAAAAUCUUCCCGUACCGAGUACAGUCCUGCCGCACCGAACGUACAGAUGGUGCACUACUCUCCGGAUGACAUCAAGUCCACGAUCAAGCUCAAGAGUCUGCGCGACGUACCGUUCGAUGAUACCCACUCGAUCAGUCCGACCGAUAGCUUCUAUCGCGAGGGCAGCCCCCACAUUGGCAACAUGUACAUGCGCCCCAAACCUCCCCCAUACAAGCUGGCGGGCAAUGCCAACUCGCCAACGUUGAAGCGCAAUGGGAACGUUGAGAUGUGACAAACGGCCGUGCCACGUGUUUUGUUCUGCUAAUUUUAUGUAAAGCAAAGGCAAUCUUCUCACUUUGCUGCUUUCAUAUUGCAACCCUCUUUUAGCGGUCAGGCGAAGUAUGGGAGUCACAUUGCAAUCCACGCACAUUUUGUUGGGUAUUUUAGUUGUUCAUGACCCUAUUUAUGAUUAUUAAUGUUUAAUCUCCUUUACAUUAUCGACUGUAGUUUUGAGAUCGAUUUGAAAAAUAACAAACGAACCAUACCGUACCAUAUCAGAAACUAGUACAGAAAACGAAUCUUUCGCGUUUAGAAUAGUAUUAAGCAAGUUACGAGAUAAUAACAAUGAUAAUCACGAUAAUAAUAUUGAUCGUAUGAUAAUAACAAAAUCACCCAACAAUAUACGUUACUGGAACUAGUUAGUCGAAA
This is a messenger RNA of Anopheles gambiae (African malaria mosquito), 1984 nucleotides long. RefSeq names its product epsilon-sarcoglycan (gene Scgalpha). The transcript is spliced from 5 exons. Lineage: Eukaryota; Metazoa; Arthropoda; Insecta; Diptera; Culicidae. Gene Ontology annotation, cellular component: sarcoglycan complex. The record is from RefSeq and is a predicted model, not a curated record. The coding region runs from base 216 to 1568 and encodes 450 amino acids.